CGACUGAUAGGCAGCGCUCGAGCUUCUUUUGAACAAAGUUCCUGUCUCUGUUUAAGCUCAAAAACAGCUGAAGCAGACUCGUUUUGAAAUAAAUGAUACCGUUUUACGUUACAUUUCCUUCUUAAAUGAAUGAAAGGUUCCAGAGGACAGCAGUUCACCUGCGGCUGAGAGCGACACCUGCCUCAGGUACUUUCUUGAAAGAAGGUGCGGCGGGCAUUGAACGGAAGUGUUGCUCCCAUCUUCCACAUUUGGACUGCUUUUAGAGUAAGUGGAUUCAAGCGGAGCAUUUAAAGCUAUGUGCUCCAGUGGGCAGCCUCUGUGUUCGGGAAGUAGGCGUUCACCCACCAAUGAGGGCAAUAGCUCAGGGUCCCAGUAUGCUCUCUGUGCGCUGGGUUUGGGCUUGGUGGCACUUGGAGCUGUCAUGAUUGUGUGGACGAUAGUCCCUUCUGACGUGGUACAGUCGCAAAAUGGUACAGCCCCGGGUCUGAACAAUGGAAAAGGUGAAGAUGGAAAGACGACAUCAGUUGCUUAUGUGCUGGUGGGAGUUGGAAUAGCCAUGUUGCUUCUCGCUUUAUGUUUGGGGGUGAGAAACAAAAAGCGCAGGAGACAGUCUGAAACUGCAGGCGUACGCAGUCCUAACUAUGUGGGCCGUGAGCAUGAGGCAUCAAACGAAGAGCCAAAUCCCAGUUUAGAUGUACCAACCUAUGAGGAAGCGGUCACCAGUGGACAGUACCCAAUUAGGCAAAGCAACUUGAGACAGAGCUACCAGCUGCCGUCGUAUGAAGAUCUGAUCGCCGCUGUUGAAAACGAUGGCCAGCAACCAAGUGGAGGUAAUGGCCAGGAGGCUCCAACCCCCGGACCCCAGCCCGCAGUCCCCAGCUCCCAGCCAGCACGCAGUGGCAGCAGGGCCAGCCGCAUCCUUAGACCCCUCAGAGUGCGCAGAAUCAAGUCAGAGAAACUCCAUAUGAAGGACGUUCGUCUUAAUAUCCAAAGUCCCGCACAAGGUGGGGUGGUGACCAUUGAACCACUCACCCCUCCGCCAAUGUAUGAGGAUAAGCCACCUCAACUCCCCACAGAACCAGUGUAAUGAAUCCAGCACUGGGUUUACAGUCUACUACAGAUCUUUUGAUGAUGUGGAUCCUUCGUUUGCAUCCGUGGCUUGUUUACAUCUGCGCUCAUUUUACAGGAUUGCAUGCUGAUAAGUUAACAAGCCAAAGGAGACAAUGAGAGCUAUAAAAUAUCUUCCAAAUGAAAAAAUAUGAUGCAUUCACAUAAGCUCUCUAUGCUUAUUGUUUGGACCAAACACUAAAGCCUACUUGAAUGUGUUUUAACUGAACUUUUCGAUUUUAAAGAUGGGAUUACAGAAGUGGAUUUGCGUUUAACACUGUAUAAGGAAGGAUAUAAACGGCAAAGUGUGCAGAGUUUACUUCUAAAAACUACAUUGUACAUGGCAAAAAAAAAUCACUUUAUACAUGGAUAUAUCAGUUGUCAUGGACAAGUAAAAAUACCAAACUCUAGCAACUGUUACUGUAAAACUUUAUAUAAGAAAGGGGAUAAUAAACGUACAAAACUUCAAAGACUACAUGUGUAAUUGAACAUGAUGAAAUGCAGGCAUGAAAGAAUAAAUGCACUUAUUUUAAUUUUUAUUAGCCACUAUAAUUAUAAUCUGCCUAACAAACUAACUAAUAUGUCCAGCACAGUGUAUAUUAAUCCUAAUAAUAAUUCAAUAAUUGUUUUUUGCUUGUAUUAACAAUGUGCCAGUGUUAAUUCAGUUUGAAAUCAACUUUGUCACUGCUUGUCUGGAUGUGUAGUUUAGUUUAUUUAAAGGGUGCAAAGUGAAGACAAAUUCCAAAUUAAUUGUUGUGUUGGGAAUUUAUCUAAUAAUCUCAAUUUCUGUGUUUCAUUGAGAAUUUAAAGACUGAGGGGUCGUUGAACCUUAAGUUGAUCAGACAAACAACUCAACCAGCACCAAAAUAAUCUGAUAUACAUUUCUCAAUAAUGCAGCGUCUCUAGAUUGAACAAGCCACUGUUGAUGAUUUUUUUAUUCUGUAUUACUGCCUUAAAUUGCCUCAGGCCGUGCAGGCAACACCUUGUACUACUAUUACUAUUGAAAUGUUUGUAAAGGGAUGGAGUGGAUUGUGGUUUAUUAUUAUAAGUAAGUAAUAUACAUUUUAUGAUGUUUUAGAGCAGUCGUUCCUUGUAUUAUAAUUUAUUUUGACAACUUGAAAAACAAGUGGGCCUUAAUAAAGUUGUUCCAAUUUUUUCUAACUUGA
This is a messenger RNA of Triplophysa dalaica, 2273 nucleotides long. RefSeq names its product transmembrane protein 51b (gene tmem51b). The coding region runs from base 296 to 1087 and encodes 263 amino acids. The transcript has 3 exons. Lineage: Eukaryota; Metazoa; Chordata; Actinopteri; Cypriniformes; Nemacheilidae. The record is from RefSeq and is a predicted model, not a curated record.